This is a messenger RNA of Malaya genurostris, 736 nucleotides long. RefSeq names its product COMM domain-containing protein 5 (gene LSm-4). The record is from RefSeq and is a predicted model, not a curated record. Bases 66 to 683 code for a protein of 205 amino acids. Gene Ontology annotation, cellular component: nucleus. NCBI's taxonomy places the organism in Eukaryota, Metazoa, Arthropoda, Insecta, Diptera, Culicidae. The transcript has 3 exons.
UAUUUUUUAGUCUGCAUGUUUUAGAUCUGCAUUAACUUUUAUAUUAGGCAAUUCAUUUUCAAAAAAUGUCAUCAAAUUUCAAAUAUACUUUAACAAAGAUUUUCAAAAACUAUAAUAAAUAUGUGCCUGAAUUACAAUCAACUGUUGUAUUACGGAGUAUUAUUCAACUAUGCAUCAACUACAUCGAAGUAAAGUCUUGUUCGCAAGAAAUACUAAAUCGGGCAAUGAUCAAAAUGCAAACGGCGGAUCACGAUGUUCCAGAACAUUUUUACGAACUUUUUGCAGCGAUCCUUCAGCUUAUUAAAUUAUACUUACGAUAUCCUAAAGGCAUAGUGAAAGAUGACGAAUUGAGAGAAUCGCUCAAGGAAAUUCGGUUUCGAGAUGAAUUUAUAGAAGAUAUUAUCAGGACUGUGAACCAGUAUCGUGAUUCGUUGAGUUUGAGUUACCGGGAAAUGCGGAAUCUUAGAUCAUUACCGAAACGGAUAGUUUGGCGAAUCAAUGUUGCAUUCUCUAACAGAUCAACUUUCCUACCGAUUAUUAUCAUACAUAUACAAAAAACUGAUGGAGAUUUUGAAAGUUUUGAAAUAAAUGAGGCAAUGUUUCACAGACUUCGUUUCAACGUAGCUUCUUUACUUCACGAAUUACAAACCAUGGAAAGACGACAAAGCGUGACGAAAUCGUGAAAUUGUGUUUUCCUUCUCACAAAUAUAUUAGAUAUAAAGAAUGAAUAGUUACA